This is a messenger RNA of Trifolium pratense (red clover), 489 nucleotides long. Its product is annotated as agamous-like MADS-box protein AGL80. Gene Ontology annotation, biological process: positive regulation of transcription by RNA polymerase II. The record is from RefSeq and is a predicted model, not a curated record. The transcript has a single exon. NCBI's taxonomy places the organism in Eukaryota, Viridiplantae, Streptophyta, Magnoliopsida, Fabales, Fabaceae. Gene Ontology annotation, molecular function: protein dimerization activity; DNA-binding transcription factor activity, RNA polymerase II-specific; RNA polymerase II cis-regulatory region sequence-specific DNA binding. Bases 1 to 489 code for a protein of 162 amino acids.
AUGAAAAAGAAGUUGAAACUUGCAUUCAUGGUCAAUGAGUCAGCGAGAAAGAUAACCUACAAUAAGCGAAAAAAGAGUCUCAACAAAAGUAUGGCUGAAAUCACUACCCUUUGUGGAAUUGAUGCUUGCGGUAUAAUUUAUAGUGAAUUUCAUUCAGAGCCAGAGGUUUGGCCUUCUCCAUCAGAGGUCCAAAGGAUUAUCAACAAAUUCAAAAAUCAUUUUGAAUUUGAACAAGGUAAUAAGAAGAAGCUAAGCCAUGAAACCUAUUUGACGCAGAGGGUUACAAAGUCGAAAGUGCAAUUGGUGAAACUAGAGAAGAACAAUUUGGAAAUGCAGAAGUCCUUGACAUUGUAUCAAUGUCUUCUCCAAGAAAGUUUCAUCAAGACUCUGAAUUCAGAUGUUUUGAAUGUUAUAGCAUGUGAAAUUAAUGGGAAGUUGGAGGAAAUUGCUUCAAAAGCAAAUGAACUUGACACAAAUGCAACCCGUUAG